This is a messenger RNA of Apis cerana (Asiatic honeybee), 1127 nucleotides long. RefSeq names its product splicing regulator SDE2. Lineage: Eukaryota; Metazoa; Arthropoda; Insecta; Hymenoptera; Apidae. The record is from RefSeq and is a predicted model, not a curated record. Gene Ontology annotation, cellular component: nucleus.
GUAAUAAAUAAUUUUAAAUUAUAUUAUUAAAUAAAGAUGUUAAAUGUGCAAAUAAGUACUGCUUCUGGAGUGAAACAAAUUCUUACUGUCGAAACUCCAUUUAAAAUUCAAGAAUUAUAUGAUUACAUUGAAGGAUUAACGGAAAACUUUUAUAUUAUACAUAAUGGAAAGCUUAUUCAUGAAAAUGCCAUUUGCUAUACCGGUUAUAUUUCUAUUGUACCAAGAUUAUUUGGUGGAAAAGGAGGAUUUGGUUCUAUGCUACGAGCAAUUGGUGCACAAAUUGAAAAAACUACAAAUCGUGAAGCUUGUAGAGAUUUAAGUGGACGUAGACUUCGUGACAUUAAUGAAGAAAAAAGAUUAAAAGCUUGGAUCGAAAAACAAGGAAAACGAGAAGAAGAAGCUGCAGAACGUAAAAAGAAAAAAUUGGAAAGAUUAUGUGCUGAACCUAGACAUGAAUUUAAAGAUCAAACCUACGAACGCGAAAGGUCAGUUCUUACAGAAAGAGUUGGAGAUGCAGUUGAAGAAGGUUUUAAAGCUUCUACUUCUGGAAUAAAAAGAAAAUGUGAUGAAGAAUUUAAACCAAAUAAGAAGAAAAUUUUAUUAGAUAUAGAUAUUGAUUCAGAUGAAUUAGAUAGUUCUGAUGAAAGUGAUGAAGAUGAAAAAAUAUCUAUUGGAACCAUUAAAAAUGCAGAAUUAUCAUCAAACGAUAGUGGACAUUCAAGUGAUGAAAGUGGACAAAUUACAAAAGAUAAGAAUGAAAUAAAAACAGAACAUUUAGAAACAAAUUUUGACACUGAAAGUGAUAAUAAAAUUGUAAAUAUAACUGAAGAUAAAAAAAAUUUUUAAAGAAAUUAAAAUUUAUCUUUUCAAUUUUAUUUUACCAGUAAAUGCCUUGAAGUAUUUAUAAUAUGUAUAAGAUAUCUCAUAUUAUAAUAAAAUUAUUUAAUAUUUAAUAAUUAAAAAUUCUAAAAAAUCUAAAUAAAAUAAUUGUAUAAUUGUAAUUUAUAUGUUAUUAAAUUAAAUAUUAACUUUAGAGAGAAUAGAUAAAUCAAACUAGUUUGUAUAUUUUAAAUGCUACAUUGUACAAAUUAAAUUUAAUAUUAAAAACGAAUAAAUAUAUAAAGUGA